Messenger RNA from Corapipo altera (White-ruffed manakin), 1299 nucleotides. Its product is annotated as protein Peter pan-like. Gene Ontology annotation, cellular component: preribosome, large subunit precursor. Gene Ontology annotation, molecular function: rRNA binding. Lineage: Eukaryota; Metazoa; Chordata; Aves; Passeriformes; Pipridae. The transcript has 5 exons. Gene Ontology annotation, biological process: rRNA processing; ribosomal large subunit assembly. The coding region runs from base 1 to 1185 and encodes 394 amino acids. The record is from RefSeq and is a predicted model, not a curated record.
AUGGGGGUGACACGGGGACACUGUGGUGACCCUGGGGACACUGUGGUGACAUUGGUGACCCCAGUGACCCUGUGUGACCCCGGUGACCCCACUGUCCCCAGGGAGGUGGCCCUGUCGGAGAGCGAGGCCGAGCAGGACGGGACCCACAACGUGCUGGAGCUGCCCCAGGACUGCGCCGGGAGGGGCAACCAGGGGGGACAGCAGAGUGCUGUGAGGCUGACUGAGAUCGGGCCCCGCCUGACCCUGCAGUUGGUGAAGGUGGAGGAGGGGCUGGGCCAGGGCAGCGUCCUGUACCACGGGCUGGUGCACAGGUCGGAGGAGGAGCUGCAGCAGCUGCAGCAGCGCCGGGAGCAGAAGCUGCAGCUCAAGGCCCAGCGGAGGCAGAAACAGGAGCAGGACCUGGAGAGGAAACGGCACCUGAGGCACCUGAACAGGGAGCGCAGCCUGGCCGGGAUGCGACGCCAGCAGGGCCAGGCCGGGACAGGUGACAGUUCCAGGACAGGUGACAGUUCCAGGACAGGUGACAAGGAGGGUGACAGCGACGUCGAGGACCCCGGUGCACCUGAGCCAGGUGUGGCCACACCCUCGGAGGACGAGGACGACGCCGAGUACUACAGACAGGAGGUGGGGGAGGAGCCUGACACAGAUUUGUUCCCCACCAAGAGGAAACGAAGCCCCUCAGGCACUUCCCGACCCCAGAAACGGCGGAGGCAGAGCCGGGAGACCCCAAAAUCCCACCCAGACACCCCCAAAUCCCACAGAAACACCCCCAAAUCCCACAGAAACACCCCCAAAUCCCACAGAAACAACCCCAAAUCCUACACAAACACCGCCAAAUCCCACAGAAACAAUCCCAAAUCCCACCUGGGAACCCAAAAAUCCCACAAAAACACCCCUAAAUCCCACCUGGGAACCCCCAAAUCCCACCCAGGACCCCCCAAAUCCCACCCAGGGACCCCAAAAUCCCACCCAAAAAAUCCCAAAUCCCACAAAAACGCCCAUAAAUCCCACCCAGGGCACCCCAAAUCCCACCCAAAAACCCCCAAGUCCCACAAAAACACCCCAAAAUCCCACCCAGGACCCCACAAAUCCCACCCCAAGCUGAAGGUUCGGGGGCAGCUCCUGGGGAGGAGGAAAACCGGGAUUUUCCAACGUCCUGGAAGGGCCAGGAAGGGGAAAAAAUAAAAGGGGAAGGAGGGAAUGGGGACCUCCCCCCAAAUCCCAUUUCCAGGGGGAAAGGAAUUUGGGGUCCUGGAUUUGGGGCCUCCUGGAUUUGAGGGGAUCUUCCUGGAAUUUGGG